UUUCAGCUGGGCUUGUCUCGCCACUGUGCCACGGGCACGGAAUUAUACUCGCCUUGCCCAAUAAGCCGGUCGUGGCUGAUCGAUCUUGGCUAUAAAGCCCGUCGAGCUCCUCGAAGCACAAUAUAGGAUGGCUAAGCUUGCUAAUCUACACCGCUGGGCCUCUCCAUUUUCCACCAUUUCAAACAUGACGCGCCGUAGAGGCUCACAAGGGCCAAGUCAUAGCACAAGGCAUAGCAACGGCGCUGACACCCACGGGAGCGUGGCAGGAACCCCACCCUACACCGUUCGAGAGGAACCCAUCGGGACUGCCAAACAUGUCAGAAUCGUGGGCAUCGGGGCGGGUGCUAGUGGUAUCAAUAUGGUACGAACCCUUCGAAGAAGCCUAUCCAGCUACGAACAUGUCAUCUACGAGAAGAACGAAAAGGUGGGCGGUACUUGGUUCGAGAAUCGCUACCCGGGAUGCAGAUGUGACGUGCCGAGCCAUAAUUACCAGUUCUCUUGGAGGCCAAACCCCGAAUGGUCGAAUUUCUUCUCCUCUUCGGCCGAGAUCGAGCAGUAUCUAAGCCGUAUAUGCGAGGAAGAGCAUAUGAUGGACGUGAUCAAGACACGACACAAGGUUGUUGGCGCGUGGUGGGAUGAGGACCGCGGACUCUGGGACGUGAGCGUCCUAAACCUGGACACGGGUACCGAAUUCAGGGACCAAGCCAACUUCCUCAUCGACGCAUCGGGCAUUCUCAACCAUCCGAAAUGGCCGGACAUACCAGAUAGAGAGAGCUUCCGAGGUGACGUGGUGCAUACUGCUAGCUGGCCCAGCAAUUUCUGCUACGCCAACAAGACCGUUGCCCUGAUCGGCAACGGGUCAUCCGGCAUUCAACUUCUGCCAGCAAUCCAGCCCAAAACCAAAAAGCUCUAUCAUUUUAUCCGCACCCCAACAUGGGUGAUCCCCCCACGCAUUACGUCGAUGACGAUGCUAGGAGGCCCGGCCAAGAGCGUGCUAAGCGAGAUAGAGCUUGACGAAAAGGAGAACUUCUCCCAGCGGCAGAUCGAGAAAUUCAAGUUGGAUCCCGAAUUCUACCAUAAAUUUGUCAAGACAAUCGAGCGGGAUAUCAACGGCACUUUCCCUCUGGUUCUCAACGGCAGUCCGGCACAAGUGUUCGCAGCGAGCAAGGUAGUCCAGUAUAUGACGGCGCUCCUUGGCGGAGACGAGAAGCUCUGCGAGGCGUUGAUCCCCAAAUUCCCUCUGGGGUGCCGCAGAAUCACCCCGGCGCCGGGCUACUUGGAAGCUCUGAGGACCCCGAACACCGAAGUGAUUACGGAAGCGAUAGCCGCUAUCGUGCCCGAGGGUAUCCAGCUCGAGUCGGGCGAGGUCAUCAAGGUAGACGCUAUCAUUUGCGCGACGGGCUUCGACAACUCUUUCGCACCACGGUUUCCGCUCGUUGGUAGAGAGGGCAAUGUGCAGGACAUCAUGAAGGCGGAGACGCCCCAGGGCUACAUGUCCUGUGCUCUCGCUGGAGUGCCCAACUACUUUACUUUCCUAGGUCCCAACGCGCCCAUCGGUCACGGCAGCGUAUUCACGCUGAGCGAGCAUAUUGCGCGGUACAUCGCGCGGGUGAUUAGCAAGUGCCAGACAGAAGGGAUCAGGGCGCUAGCGCCGUCGGGCGCUGCGGUCGCAGACUACGCGGCGCACGUAGCGGCCUUCAUGCCGCGGACGGCGUGGGCAGCGCCGUGCCGGUCGUGGUUUAAGGGUGGGGAGGAGACCGGGCCCGUGACGGCGCUGCACCCGGGCAGCCGGUUGCACUUCUUCCACAUGCUCGAGCGCUUCCGGGGCGAGGACUGGGAGUACACCUACGAUGGCUCGGAGAACCGGUUCGCGUACCUCGGUAACGGAUUCUCUACUCGAGAGCUCGACCCGUGCGCCGACCCAACAUGGUACCUCGAGGAGGAGGCGGAUCGGCCCGCGAGGUGGUGAGUCAGCGAGUAGGCAAGUGAGCUGCGCGAGGCUUGCACGAUGGGUGGACAGGCUGUGAUGACGAUGUCACGAAGGCUCCCGGCGUUAUAGUUGAAGGGAAAUAGAAGGGAAAUAGAAGGAAGGGGCGGAGGAGUAAGCGGAUAGGUAGGCAUUCCAACCGAGGGGGGUUGUGUACCCAGCAUC
This is a messenger RNA of Durotheca rogersii, 2152 nucleotides long. RefSeq names its product FAD/NAD(P)-binding domain-containing protein. The transcript has 5 exons. The record is from RefSeq and is a predicted model, not a curated record. NCBI's taxonomy places the organism in Eukaryota, Fungi, Ascomycota, Sordariomycetes, Xylariales, Xylariaceae. Bases 128 to 1969 code for a protein of 613 amino acids.